Messenger RNA from Miscanthus lutarioriparius, 201 nucleotides. The record is from the annotation of a GenBank genome assembly. Lineage: Eukaryota; Viridiplantae; Streptophyta; Magnoliopsida; Poales; Poaceae.
AUGGACAUGGAUAGCCGCAGCUGGCUCCAUGGCUACGCCACCACCAACGCCGGCGGCGGCUUCAUGUGCGGCUACGGUGCCAGCAGGUAUGGUUUUCUUGGCUCAAGCUGCAGCCCUGCAGACCUGCAGUUCAUGGAGGGCGAGCAGCAGCAGUUUCUCAUCAGCUCGCAGAUUCAGCACCACCUCAACCAGGCAAGCUAG